UUUGGCCGCUGGAAGGUGAACAGCCUGGCUCUAGAGAGACAGGAUAACAAUGAUCUGGCCCUGCCUCUGGACCCUGAGUUCCUCCAGACCAUCAGGCACCUGGGCAGACGGCCCAGCCUCAGCUCAAUCACAGACAGCAUCAUCAGGAAGUAUGGAACACACUUCCUACUCUCAGCCACCCUGGGGGGUAAGAAUAAUAAAACAUGUAUUUAUUUAUUGGUGUAAUGAUUGGAAGGCCAAUUUCUUUCCACUCAAUCUGUAUGCUGCUGAUUCUCAGCUUCAGAAACACAUUAUUUCUUUGCUGUAUAGGUGUCGUAUUGGAUGUGGACUAUUCCCGGCCCAGUUCUCAGUGCAUAUUCUGCUCCUCUCUGUGCCCUUGUUUGUGUUUAGGGGAGGAGUCGUUAAUGAUCUUUGUGGACAAGCAGCGGUUGAGUAGGACAGUGGAGGCAAGCGAGGCCAACAGUACGGCCGUGACUCUGGAGGCUCUGCACCAGCUGGCUGCCUCCUACUUCAUCGACAGAGAAAGCACCCUGCGCAAGCUGCACCACAUCCAGAUAGCAUCCACAGCCAUCAAGGUAAACCUA
Molecule: messenger RNA, 584 nt
Organism: Coregonus sp. 'balchen'
Lineage: Eukaryota; Metazoa; Chordata; Actinopteri; Salmoniformes; Salmonidae
Source: the annotation of a GenBank genome assembly